AAAAAAAAAAAAAAAAAAAAAAAUACGUGCAUAGAAAUACUAUAGACAUCCCUGCAUAUUUAUCUUGGCGAUCAAAAGAAGAAGAAGAAGGAAAUAGGAGAGAAAAAGAAAAGCCCCCCUUCUUUUCUUAUUUACUUUAUAUAUAAGCAAUGUCUUUUCUUUUCUAUAUUUUCUACAUUUAUUAUGACUCGCAACAAUCAGAAAAAGACACCUCUUUUGACUCAUUUAGUGGCUGGUGGUGCUGCUGGUUUUAUGGAAGCUUGUGCUUGCCAUCCCCUUGAUACCAUUAAAGUCAGAAUGCAACUAUCAAAGACAGGUUCAAGAAAUGCCAAUGGUCAACGAUUGGGAUUCUUGGGUGUAGGUACAAAGAUUGUGAGAAAUGAAUCUUUUUGGGCAUUGUAUAAAGGUUUAGGUGCUGUUGUUUCUGGUAUUGUACCUAAGAUGGCUAUUCGUUUCUCUUCUUUUGAACUGUACAAGUCAUGGAUGGCAGAUACGCAUGGUGUAGUGAGCACUAGCUCUGUUUUCUUGGCUGGUCUUGCUGCUGGUACAACAGAAGCUGUUCUUGUUGUUAGUCCUAUGGAUUUGAUCAAGAUUCGUCUGCAGGCUCAACGCCAUUCAAUGGCUGAUCCAUUAGAUAUUCCAAAAUACCGUAAUGCACCUCAUGCUGCUUACACCAUUGUAAAAGAAGAAGGUGUCAGAGCAUUAUACAAAGGUGUCACUUUGACAGCCUUAAGACAAGCUACCAACCAAGCUGCCAACUUUACUGCUUAUCAAGAGAUGAAAAAGUUUGCAUUAAAAGCACAAGAUGUGGCUGAAUUGCCUUCUUAUCAACACUUGGUUUUGGGUGGUGUCUCUGGUGCCAUGGGUCCACUUUCAAAUGCGCCUAUUGAUACCAUCAAGACCCGUAUCCAAAGAUCGUCUGCAUCUGGAAGUGGAUUUGAGCGAUUGAAGACAGUGACAUUUGAAAUCCUUCGAAAAGAAGGUCCUUUGGCUUUCUAUAAGGGUCUUACGCCUCGUCUUUUGCGUGUUGCUCCUGGUCAAGCUGUUACUUUUAUGGUAUAUGAAAAAGUCAAGGCCUUGAUUGAUCGUUUUUCUGGACAAGUUCAAGAGAAAGACAUAUCAAAACUGAUUAGUAAAUAAGAAUAAACAUUAUCGAUGGUUUCAUCUCUAGCAUCCAUAUCCAACGUUACUCCUUACAAUGAUUGCACCGUAAAGACAAUCGUUGCAUAUUUCUGAGAAUAAAAUAAGAUGGUGUAUGUGUGUGUCUGCCGACUUUUUUUUUUUCUUUAUC
Molecule: messenger RNA, 1291 nt
Organism: Gilbertella persicaria
Lineage: Eukaryota; Fungi; Mucoromycota; Mucoromycetes; Mucorales; Choanephoraceae
Product: mitochondrial carrier domain-containing protein
Exons: 5
Coding region: 184-1140 (318 amino acids)
Biological process (GO): succinate transport; fumarate transport; transmembrane transport
Source: RefSeq, a predicted model, not a curated record